AUGGAUUUUGGAUUUGGUGAUUCUUUGUACCCAAAUGUGGGAGGGUUGACGCAAUUUUUCAGACAGGAUCCGUUUUUUGGUCCAUCUGCUGGUUUCCACACCAUGGCAAGAAUGAUGGAUCGCAUGAUGACAGAAAGUUUGCAACCGUUCGGCUUUGCGCGGAUGACAACGCGGCGGUCUGGUUCAGAUAACAAAGAACCACCCAGGGAUGGGCUGAGGACGGAGAGAAUCGUGAAACCAACGCAAGCACAUACUUUUCAAAUGUCACAAGCGGACCAAAACAAACCCUCGGACCCGACAACUGAGAAAUGGGCGGGCACCCUUCGUCGUAGAGACCCCGACAUCCAACCCACUUUACCUUCCAUCGUCACCCGUAAAACUUCUUCGACAUCCUCGUCAGUCGGUAGUGGUAGAAAAUGUCGAUCUGUCGACCGUUUACCUCGACAGAGGGUACGACACCUCGUUCCUAUAAAACCCACAAUAAGAAAGACCGAUGUGCCUACAGAAGGAGAUGUCGCUCUUUUAGAAAGAGACGAAAAGGUCUUUGAUGCAACGGGAUACGAGCUGCACUUAGUGGAGACUUUAGAAAGAGACAUUCUGCAGCGAAAUCCAGAUGUUCGUUGGAAGGAUGUCAUAGGCUUAGAAGACGCAAAGUCCGUUUUACAAGAGGCUAUGGUAUUACCACUCGUCAUGCCUGAUUAUUUUAAGGGCAUUCGGAGACCAUGGAAAGGCGUUUUACUAACAGGACCGCCUGGUACUGGCAAGACAUUGCUGGCGAGAGCAGUGGCCACCGAGUGUAAGACGACAUUUUUCAACGUCUCUUCUGCGACACUCACUUCUAAGUACCGGGGCGACUCGGAGAAGCUUGUCAGGCUCCUGUUCGAUAUGGCGGCAUUUUACGCUCCCAGUACGAUAUUCUUGGAUGAAGUGGACUCGUUGUGUGCAAUGCGUGGCGCUGACUCUGAACAUGAGGCUUCGAGACGAUUCAAGGCUGAGCUUCUCAUACAAAUGGAUGGACUAUCCGCUGCUUUCAAUCGAGAUAAGAUCGUUAUGGUAUUGGCGGCUACGAAUCAUCCAUGGGAUAUUGACGAAGCAUUCAGGAGAAGAUUCGAAAAGAGGAUAUAUAUUGGUCUUCCUGAUGAAUCGACCCGAGUAAAGUUACUGAAAUUAUGUCUGCGUGAAGUGGCGCUAGCAGAUGACGUACAGUUACCGGAAUUAGCUAACAAGCUGGAUGGAUACAGUGGCUCUGAUAUAUGCAAUCUAUGCAGAGACGCGGCAAUGAUGACAAUGCGGCAGAAGAUCGCUGGCAAGAGUCCCGAUCAAAUUCGCAAGCUGAAGCGGUCCGAAUUAGAGGCGCCGGUGUCUAAGGUGGAUCUGGAAGCUGCUAUGGAGAAGACCAGGCGGACGGUAUCACAAGCGGACGUUGCUCGCUACACCACUUGGAUGCAACGGCACGGCUGCUCCUAG
Messenger RNA from Diatraea saccharalis (sugarcane borer), 1467 nucleotides. The record is from the annotation of a GenBank genome assembly. NCBI's taxonomy places the organism in Eukaryota, Metazoa, Arthropoda, Insecta, Lepidoptera, Crambidae.